This is a messenger RNA of Zootoca vivipara (common lizard), 2757 nucleotides long. RefSeq names its product putative guanylate cyclase soluble subunit beta-2. Lineage: Eukaryota; Metazoa; Chordata; Lepidosauria; Squamata; Lacertidae. Gene Ontology annotation, cellular component: guanylate cyclase complex, soluble. Gene Ontology annotation, biological process: response to oxygen levels; cGMP biosynthetic process. Gene Ontology annotation, molecular function: heme binding; guanylate cyclase activity. The record is from RefSeq and is a predicted model, not a curated record.
AUGGUGAGUAGCGACUAUUUGUCUCCCCCACCGACCCCCAACGAUCUUCCACGGUAUGGCUUCAUCAAUACAUGCCUGAAGUCUUUGGUGGUUGAAAAAUAUGGUGAAGAAGUAUGGGAGAAAUUAAGAGUCCAAACUGGAGUACAGGAUACCUUUUUGACUUUUGAAGUUUACGGAGAUGAAAUCACAAUGCAGCUGAUUGAUAAGGCAUGCAAAAUGCUAGAUGUCCCCCCCGAUAUGGUCCUGAAGCAGUUUGGAGAAUAUUUCUUUGAAUUCUGCAAGCGGUCAGGUUAUGACCAUAUGCUGCGGACUCUGGGCGGAAACCUCUAUGAAUUUAUAGAGAAUCUGGAUGCAUUGCACAGCUACCUAAGUCUGUCUUACCAGGAAAUGAACGCUCCUUCAUUUAGGGUGGAAAAGAAUGAAGAUGGGUCGAUGCAUUUGCAUUAUUACUCAGACAGGCGAGGCUUGUGCCAUAUUGUUCCAGGAAUCAUUGGUGCAGCAGCUUUGGAUUUUUUCAACAUUGAAAUUUCCAUGGAAAUAGUCAAUCAGUCAGAAGAAGAAGAAAGAACAGGGAAAAAGGAACACAUUGUAUUUCUUGUGACACAAAAACCUGUAUUUUCAUACAGAAGGCGAAAUAAGUUCUCUUCCUCUUCGCCAUUUCUUUCAAGUUCUGGAACACUGGUGGAAAAACAGCUGAAUAAAGAGGAUAGUGAAAGAGCCAUGAACAAGAACAGGGAUAAAGCCAGCCCCCUCUCUUCAUGCCCUGUCAAGAAAAGUCACUGGGAAACAAUUAAAGGAAUUGUGACAAUAGGAAAAGGACGACUUCUGAAAGGAUUCAAUCCUGUCUAUCCUAAGAACCUCUGCAUAGAUCCGAAGACAUUUUGCAAUGGGCUUCCUUUCCACAUUGUAUUUGAUGAAGAGCUUAGAGUGAAGCAAGCCGGAGUCAGUAUUCAAAAGAUCGUGCCGGGCCUUCAGACACUGGGCAUCCGCCUCAACCAAUACUUCAGUAUCGUACGUCCUGAAGUGAAAUUCACCAUCUCCAGUGUCCAGAAAUUUAUCAACAGCCAAUUUGUUUUCCGGACCAAGAGGGAGAUGAUGCCAGAAUCUUGGAAGCAGCGUCCUAUGUUAGAACUGAGAGGUCAAAUGAUUUGGAUGGAAUCUGUCCAAUGCAUGCUGUACCUUUGCUCCCCUCUCCUGCGCACGCUGCAUGAGCUGGAAGAGAGGAACAUGCACAUCGCCGACAUUGCUCCCCACGAUGUCACCAGGGAUUUGAUCCUUCUGAACCAGCAGCGUCUGGCUGAGAUGGAGCUGUCCAAUCAGCUCGAGAGGAAGAAAGAGGAGCUGCGGAUUCUGUCAAAGCAUCUUGAGGAGGAGAAGAAAAAGACGGAAGCCCUUCUCUACGCCAUGCUCCCAAAGCACGUGGCCAACCAGCUCAAAGAAGGGAAACGAGUCGAGGCAGGAGAGUUUAAAGAGUGCACCAUAUUAUUCAGCGAUGUUGUAACUUUCACCAACAUUUGUGCCCAGUGCGAACCUAUUCAGAUCGUCCUCCUGCUAAAUGCAAUGUAUCUGCGAUUUGACAGGCUGACCACAGUGCACGAUGUCUACAAGGUGGAAACCAUUGGAGAUGCCUACAUGGUAGUAGGGGGUGUUCCUGUGCCUGUAUCCACACAUGCUGAACGGGUUGCCAACUUUGCACUGGGAAUGAUCAUAGCUGCAAAAGACAUAAAGAAUCCAGUGUCUGGGAAUCCUAUUCAGAUCAGAGUUGGGAUCCACACAGGGCCUGUCCUUGCUGGGGUUGUCGGAGAAAAAAUGCCACGUUAUUGCUUGUUUGGAGACACAGUGAAUAUAGCAUCCCGGAUGGAGAGCCAUGGGGUACCAAGCAAAAUUCACCUGAGUGCCAGCGUUCAUCAGUGCAUAAAGGACAAGAAUUUUGAAAUGAUGGAAAGGGGAGAAAUUGAUGUAAAGGGCAAAGGGAAAAUGCACACUUACUUCCUGGUCCGGAAUACAAUGGCAACUGAGGAUGAGGUCAUGGGAAGAUCACCGAGGGAUCCUGUUCCCAGCCAUGAAUCUCUGCAACUGUCUCUUGAGUGCAGCGCUGAAGCACUCCAAAGUGCAUGUCCACAAGAUUCAGAUGAGACAUCACUUCCUAUCAUAGCAAUGAAAUAUGCAGAUAGCCCCAUAGAAGCAAACACCAGCGUCAAAGGAAGAAAUGAAACAAGAGCAAAGGACUUAGCAGGCAAACCUCGUGAUUCAGAGACCAAUGCAAGUCUCCAUAGUGACCAGCAGUCAAGCAAAGAUCCUUAUCAUCUUACACAAGGAAGAAGCAAGCCAGCAGCAGAGGCCCCGCGGAUCAGGAAUGUCCGAUCCAAUUUCUGCAAUUUGCUUUAAGAAGCUCCCGAGUUUUAAAGUCGAAGAGUACAAGUGUGUUCUGUAAUGUAAUGUUUUGCUGUUGCUCUCCUGGAGUCCUGACUUUGCUUACAGUAGUAGUACAUCAAGUGCACUGAUAUUGACAUAUUUUGAAAUCACUGGUAGCAAUAAUGAAGCAAACUGGGUAUUUCCCCAUUUGCAGUUUUGACUUGUUUUCUGUGUAUGAACAUGACACAUCUUGUUGUGUGAGAUUGAAGGGGGUUGUGCUCCAGAUGUCCGCGUAUUUAAAAGUCUUUGUCACCUUAUCCUCAAACUGUGUUUGACUUCCAAAAAAAGAAAGUAGAAACAUAAGAAGAUAUAAUCGGUAUGGCAGUGCAUUUAAGCUUUACU